AUGGCUUUCCCACUAAACCAACAACAGCUAAUACAUCACCUUAGAACUUCAUACCUUGUACUAGAUGAAGAAUCAGAUUACACUAGGAAGCUCUUAAAACCUAUUCCGUUGUCCAGUGAUCAACCACAAACCGUACCGAUCAUUCCCGAUUCUCCCCCUAUUACUUUUGAAAUUGCAAGACAUUUAAAGAAAUCAGUACAUAAUAAUACAAAGUUCACAGAUUCAUUCAAUUCAUUAUCUCACAUAAACGUAUCCAAGAAAUCUCGCAAAAAGAAAAAGAAAAGAUUGAGAAGGAAACCGAAACAUGAAGCAUUAAUAAAAGAAUCAGCAAGCCCAGAUAAUGCUAACACUUCAACUAUCACGUUAACCCACGAAGAAGACGAAGACAUAGUAGAGGAUGAGCAUAAACUAGAUGAUGAAGAAUUGAACAAUUGCGUGGCCACAAAAACAGAUUCUUUGGAUUAUCCACCGACGGAUGCUAAUACAAACUAUACAGCUGAUUCAAUACUUAAUGGCCAAUUGACUGAAGACUCAGAAACCAACAAAACUGGUGAUAAUAACAACGAAACCACAAACAUCGAUGAAUCACCAACAGACUCAAAUACAACAUCCAACAACAGUGCCAAUUUUGGGCUACGAUAUACCAAAACGAUCCGUGGAUCUAGUGGCAACAAGAAGCAAAGACCAAAAUCACGAACAAAAAUACCUAUUGUAAACAAGUUUUUCCAAUCAGGAAAACAGGAAGCCAACCAUGAUGCGAUAUCUGAUACAGAUAGUGAUAGUGAUAGUGAUAGUGAUGUUGAACAAAGACGAAUGAAAUUAUACCCUGCAGAAAGUUUUAGUUCUCUGAAUAAUAAUAACUUGGAAGAAGUGACCACAGAAGAUGGCGAUGCUACAGAACAAGAGAAACGUGAAGAACUUCCUUCUAGAAAAAGUGAGGAUAGGAGUGAUGCUGUCACAAUUGAUAGUGAUUUUGGAGUGCCGGUAAACUCCAGAGGGCACGUCGUCCAUAACUAUAAUCCUAAUGAUGAUGAUGAUGAUGAUGAAAUUCAAGAUGAAGUUGACGACGAAGAUGAAAUUGAAGAGGACGAAGACGAUGGUGAUGAUGAGUAUGAAUAUGAGGAAGCAUCGGAUGAAUCAGAAUUAGAUGGUGACUUAGGUUCUAAUGACUCUGAAUUUACGGAUUUGGAUAAUGAUUCUAUGAUGGAUUCAUCGUUAUUAAUGGAUUCUACUUAUACCGAUAAUCGAGAAGACAGUUUUUCCUUUGUUCGGACUAGUAACGUUUCUGAGUUUGAUACCAGGAAAAGUAGAAAGAAGAAGAAAACUGAUCCUUUUGAUCAGCAUACAGUUCCUAAAACAUCCAUAAGACCACGCUCAUCAUCUGUCAGUCAUAAUAAAUCGUACCUUGGAAUUUCGACUAUGGGAAAGAAACCUACAUUGCAGUUUACAAAGAUCGAACCUACUAAACUAGAGCAUUCAAAGAAUUCGAAUUUAAGUUCAUUGAUUCAUUCCAAGUAUAAAUCAAACCAUGUUAAUCCAUUAAAUUAUUAUUCCUUUGUCGAUGCUAGUAAUGCAUCGUCUCACAAAGCAUUGAUUGACAUAUUUGUACCGCCAUGCACAAAAGCAUCUAUCAAAAAUUUAGCCAUGGUUGAUAAUAUUGCCAUCUCAGAUUGUAUCGGAUACGUUUUACUUUACCUUUGUAAACUUCCAGAAUUUAGCAAAGUGAAUGAUUUUACCUACUUGAAUCCCAACAACUGGCGGCUAGAAUUGGUGGACGAGGAUGGUGAAAAUUAUGGAUCUUUUGGGAUAUUAGAUCGUACAAGAUUACUUUCAUCUUAUAAUAAUCCAAAAGAGUUAGCAAUUUGCAAAGUUUCCAGUAAAAGUGAGCUUGCGAAAAAUGAAUCACAAUCUCCAUUACCUUUAGCAUUCAAAAAUAAUCUUGAAUCCUUCCAACGUAAACGACACAGUAUUAAUCAACUUGUUGAAAGUGAGUUUGGUGAUUCAAAUGCUGAGAAAAUUGAAUUGCAAAUUGGAGUAUUUGAAUACGACAAUGACGGCUUACCUAAGAAGCAAUCUAUAAAAGUUCCAAGUGACUAUUCUAUGGGCCAGGUUUUGAAAGAAUUUUGUGCUCAGAAUGGUUUAGUACUUACAAAAUAUCGAUUUAAAAUGGUUGAUCAAAGCACCGGUCAAAGUGGUUUUGUUAGAGAUGUGGAGAAAUGUGGUAAUUUACCACUGAAGGUUUUGGAGUUAAUUCCACUGGAAACGAGACAUAACCUGAUUAUUGAAUCAAGUUAUAAUAUUGGAAUGAUUGAAGCAAAGAUUACACCUCUGGAUUACACAUUACCAAACAUUACCCCUAAUGCUGAUCAAUUAGAUGAAAAGAUGAGUAGUUUGAACUUGCUGGAAGCCCAAAAACAACCAGGUUUACCUAUCCCACUUAGAGAGCAAGACCGUAAGACUUCAGUCAAUUCAACUAAUUCAAUUAAACAAGCCAUCAGUUCCAACAAAUAUCUCGAUGAUAUUUUGAAGGGAAACAAUCCAGAAUUGCCAAUAAACUUGAACACCAUUUACUUCAAGUGGAAAGUAUUAAAGAACAACAGUAAGAUGAAGAUUAAAAAUUUCAGUGAAAAGAAUUUCAUUAUUGAUGGAGAUUAUAUUCAUUUAACACCUCCUGAUGACUUGACAUUGAGGGUUCCUGGAGGUGAAUCCUCCGUGACAAAUAAUUUGGGAGGACAUCACCAUCAUAACUAUUUGAAUCAUCAGUUCAACAAGAAUCACAAUAAACAACUGUCAAAGACAUAUUCGUUCCAUAUAACUCAAAUACUUAAAUUAAAGCAGUAUAUAAAAAACCCAAGUUAUUUCAGAAUAAUUAUUCAGAGUCAACAAUCAAUGGAUGAAGAUACUGUUAAUGGAGGAGUUACUACGAAUGGAAACACGACGAAUAUUAACAACACCAAUAGUAAAGAAAUUCCGAUGAAGAAGUUUUAUUUAAUAGCUGCUAAUGAAUCGGAAUGCCUGGAAAUCAUAAGCAAACUAAAAUGGGUAUUGCAAGUGUAUAAUUUUUCUAGUGGUGUAUAA
Messenger RNA from Candida tropicalis MYA-3404, 3078 nucleotides. RefSeq lists its product as uncharacterized. The record is from RefSeq and is a predicted model, not a curated record. Gene Ontology annotation, molecular function: phosphatidylinositol-4,5-bisphosphate binding. The transcript has a single exon. Gene Ontology annotation, cellular component: TORC2 complex; cytoplasm; plasma membrane. NCBI's taxonomy places the organism in Eukaryota, Fungi, Ascomycota, Pichiomycetes, Serinales, Debaryomycetaceae. The coding region runs from base 1 to 3078 and encodes 1025 amino acids. Gene Ontology annotation, biological process: TORC2 signaling.